Messenger RNA from Penicillium egyptiacum, 2274 nucleotides. The record is from the annotation of a GenBank genome assembly. Lineage: Eukaryota; Fungi; Ascomycota; Eurotiomycetes; Eurotiales; Aspergillaceae.
AUGUCACCCAAGAAAGUAGCAAUAAUCGGCGCCGGCCCCUCAGGCCUAGUCACAGCCAAAACCCUUCUUCAUAAUUUCCCGCGCGGGACAUUCUCUCCAAUCAUCUUUGACAGCCAAAACAAAGUCGGAGGUCUGUGGUCAAGUCACCAUCAUUCUCCCAAUCGAGUCCAUCGCCCGGUCACACUAGACCCUCGGAUGCGGACCAACCUCAGCCGCUUCACGGUUGCUUUUUCGGAUCUUGCCUGGGAGUCGGUGAUUCGCGACGCGGAUGUUCCAGUUUUUCCUCAGGCGAGACAAGUUGGAGAAUACUUGGCCUGCUAUGCAGAGCGGUACAUUCCAACCCAUGUGCUUAGGCUAGGGUGUAGAGUGGUAAGAACUAUACGGAAGGUCGAGGAUGGCGGUAAUGCAAAGUGGAAUAUCCAGUGGGUUCAGGAGAGUGCGGAGAAAGCGCAGCCGGAAUAUGGAUCACUGGACGAUCGAGUGUCUUCACAAGAUUUCGACCUGAUUGUCAUCGCGUCCGGAUACUUUGCCCAGCAGUAUAUUCCAGAGAUACCAGGUCUAAAGCAAUUCCAAGGCCAAAUCAUCCACAGCUCUUCGCUCCAUUAUGAACGAGAGCGGCUGCUUUUUAAUGAAACCAAGGAUGUGAAUGGCCAGAUCGUCGUCAUUGGCGGCAGCAUGUCAGGCGUUGAAGCCGCAUCUGCUGUGGCUCUCCGCCAAUCCUCAUCUACACUUUCCACGAACAGAAUCCCACAUAUCCAGGAGACAAAAGUCCAUCAUAUACAUUCAAGACCCUUCUGGACCUUGCCGACCUAUCUCCCCCACGAGUCGCCCGACGGGAGUCCAUCAUUUUUACCCUUGGAUUUAGCCAUGUACGACCUAGGCCGCCGACCCCCGGGUCCAAUAGACUACGCCUUGGGUCCCAUCCCAGAAGAGAAAGCAGUUAAAACAAACAGUUACUUCCACUCCUUGCUCGGGAGUGACUACGAGAAAUACGGGCAUAUGGACGCACCACAUGGUGCCGAACAAUCCAGAACCCAGCCACCAUGGGUCGCCAUAGGCAAUGAUCACGCCGAGUUCGUACGAUGCGGAGCGAUUCAAGCCUCGAUGGGCCGGGUGACUUCUGUGCAUUCUGAUCCAGAUACUAAAAGAGCUUCAGUUCAGUACGAAGGGGCCGACGGGAAUACCAAGACGAUAGACAAUGUGGCGGUGAUAGUCAUGGCCACUGGAUUCACGCCGUACAAGUCCCUGUCAUUGCUACCAGAUGAAGUAUUGGCGACGCUUGAAUACUCCGCGACAGAUCCCUUCUCGCCGUUGAUUCUCGACAAGGGAGGUACAAUCCGCUCGGAAAUCCCCGAUGUCGGAUUCGUCGGAUUCUACCGCGGCCCGUACUGGGGUGUCAUGGAGAUGCAAGCGAGGUUCCUUGGGAAACUAUGGAGUGGAGAGAAAAGCGGUGCGCUAUGUGAGACAGAUGACCAGAAGCAAAGUCUUCGCAGUCUCAGAUUGGCACACCGGGAUCUCGCCCGUGGCCAGUUCCCCAUGGGCGACUAUGUCGGACUGAUGGAGUCGUUCGCCAAGGAUCUAGGUAUUAGUCGCUCGACGCUGGAAUCAGUGGAUGGUCGGUCUGGACCUGCUGUUCCUGCGAGGUACCUUUACGGCGAUACCCCAACGCCAGGUAUAGAGAGUGAGCCAGGGAGGACAUUAGGUGCUUUGGACGAUGCUCUUACCCCUGGCCACGAGACAGCACAGAAGGCCGCGGCGUCGGCGAUCUUUCGGGCUCUGCAUGGGACUUGGAAGUGUUCUGCGCAGACAGCAGGUGCUACUGACAGUGAGACGUCCUCUGGGACUUUAACCUUUUACCCGCGGUAUCCGACUAGCACGGCGUAUGAUAGGGAGUAUGUCUGUGUGGAGACCGGACGGGAACAGCCUGCACGACACAAAGUGUGGUUCAUGCGAUUGGCAGAAGUGGGAGAUAUUGCCACUUCCCGAAUUGGGUUAUGGUCGGGCUUGGCGGAUACGCUGUCAGCUGACCAACUUAUCCAGGUUUGGGAGUUGAUGCCUCUUCACCGGGAGAUGAAGGAGGAGUGUUCUCUUCCUGGGGAGUAUGCGAUAUCCGCCAAGAGCGUUGAUUCUGGUUCUGGAGUCGAAUAUUUGUAUACUUUCCAUUUCAAGGGGGUUUCUAUCUUGUCCUGGGAAUGCGUUGAGGACAAUUUGGAGGAUAAAGGCAUGACAAGCAAAGGGAAGAGGAAGUUGAUUUCCUAUUCAUACGUGAGAUAG